Dreissena polymorpha is the source of this 3615-nucleotide messenger RNA. RefSeq names its product trafficking protein particle complex subunit 12-like. Gene Ontology annotation, cellular component: Golgi apparatus; TRAPP complex. The record is from RefSeq and is a predicted model, not a curated record. Bases 21 to 2630 code for a protein of 869 amino acids. Lineage: Eukaryota; Metazoa; Mollusca; Bivalvia; Myida; Dreissenidae. The transcript is spliced from 12 exons. Gene Ontology annotation, molecular function: protein binding.
AGCUAUCACAUUCAAGUAACAUGUCACAGGACCCAGAGAAUGAUAAUGUUGCAGACUUCCUCGCUGAUGAGACAGAGGAGGAGAAGAUAUUUCGUGAGCUGACAAGCCACCAUAAUCUUUCUCCAGGCACUGGAAUGAGGCACUCUGAAACCACGGACACUCUGGACUCUGUGUAUCUGGAACCCACAGUUACUGAGCUGACUGUUGAUGUUGGAAGUAAAGCCAAUGAAGAACAAUCUAAUAUCAGCACCAAUUUUGAAAAUACAAUAGUUAGGGAAGGGGCUGUAAAUCAUUCUUCAGAACAUGAAAGUGCACACCCGGUUGGGGAAAUAAAACAGCUGCCAGAGGUAACUGUUGAAAACAUUGUCUUUUCUGUUGGUGACCAUCAAGCUGAAGCAAACUCCCCACCUUCGCUAAGUAAAUACUUUGGAAAGGAUAGCAAUACUGAUGAUCCUUUUGAUUCCAAUUUCUUUUCUUCCCUUCCACAUAUAGAGGAAAAUUUGCCAGCUGCUACUAGUAUAGAGAAUAUCAUCCAUGAAAUUGAGACUGAGGAAUUUGGUACUGCUAGUAAUGAAAUUAAUGAAAAUACUGAUGCUAUGACUGAUUUGACUCUAAAAGACAAUGAUGAGUUACUCAGACUUGUAGAAGAGGCAACUAAAAAUGUGACACCCACGGAAGAAAACUUAGCAGAUUAUUAUAGCACUGAACAAGAAGAAAAUGACUUUGAAAGAACAGAAAGUGUUGACUUUGACUUAGCUUUAGAUAAUACAGAGCCUGUUGAAACGCCUGUGGACAUAGAAGAGAAAGACAGAUUUGAAUCAUUUACAGCCGAGAUGGCAGAAAAUGAAGCAUUAGAUGCAUUGGGAAUAUCCCCAGCUGCACCGUCUUCCAUGAAUGAGAAAAAUAUGACAGAAUAUUUCCGUCAAUCAAGCAACCAGUCUGAAGGUCUGUUCAACCAUUUGGCUCGCCAGUCUUCACAACUCAGCGGCUUCUCAUCUUCAAGCCAAGAAAAGAUCGUCAGUACAACAAACCUAGAGGAAGAAACCGACAGUGAAAUAGGAGUCCCUGCAUCUGUUGAAAAAUCAGAUACAAGGAUACCAGCUCCUGAGUUACCAGAAUCAGAGCCGGCGAAGGUGGAGUCAACUCCCAUACACCAGCCUGUGUUCCCUCCCUCAACCACCCUCUCUCCUGUGGAAUCAUCAGCACACCAACAUUUCUUCAAGCACUCAGAUUCCCUGACAAGCACUGACAACUCGAUCACCACAUUCCAGAACUUGACAGAUGAUGCUGCUGGGGAUGAUAAUUUCUUUGUUACCCUUCAGAUGAGUGACUCUGACCGACAACACGACUCAUGGUUGCCAUCGGAAACGACCAAGAGCAUCUUGAUUGCUAUGGCAACACAUGUGCAGGGGAGCUACAUUCCUGAUAGAGGCAUGCUUGUCACUCCUGGUCUUGUUGUCACCCAGCCACAGGGUGACCCAGUUCGUGAUCUCAUGUACAAGUACAUGGGGGAACAGGAAGCCAUGAAACGCAAAGUGCCGACUAUUAGCUCUGUCACCCGAGAUGUCGAUGGACUUGUCAAACUCAUGCAAGCAGGAUGCUACAGGGCUGCAAUAGACAUGACUACUCAGCUCCUCACAGACAUUGGUCAGUCAAUUGCUAUUGCUAUGGUAACCCCCACAACACAUUCACCAAAGUCAUUACAGAUCUGGCACUGUAGGUUCAGCCUGAUGAUGAAGCUACGCAUGUACAGCAUUCUGGAGUCCGAGUUUGCAGCCUUCAAGACCCUCGACACCCCUGACAUCUAUUACGAGUUUUACCCAACAAACUAUCCUGGCAAACGAGGAUCAAUGGUGCCGUUUGGCAUGCGUCUGCUGCAUGCAGAGUUGCCAUAUCACCUUGGACGCCCCUCGGAAACCCUGGACAGGUUUUACUAUCUACUCAGCGUUAUACAGAAGAUAUUGAAGAACCUUGGUGAAGGUCACAGUGAGGACGGCAGUGCAGUAACCAUAUCAACCGAGAGUCGGGCAGCCUCACAAAAGCUUUGGUUAGAGCGUGAGAAACAAGUGUUGUACAGCAUUGCCAAUGUCUUAACAUUACUGAAGAACUAUGAUGCGGGACUGAGUGUGUAUAAAGACCUGCUGGAGAAAGAUACAGAGCACAGACUGGCCCUACUCAGUGGAAUAGGGAGAAUACAUCUGCAGAUUGGAAACCUCAACAAAGCCAAUGAGUAUUUCCAGAUGGUCAAAGACACAGAAAUCAAGACAAAUGUUGCUAUGGUUGCAGUCCACAUGAAUAGGGGUUUUGAGGCCAUGUGUCAGAACAACUUCACAGAGGCCUAUCAGUGCUUUAAGUUGGCCUUACAGCUGGAGCCGUUGAAUACUUCAGCAGCCAACAACAUGUCCGUGUGCUGCCUGUACCUGGGCAAGCUGAAGGAAGCGCUUACCUCCCUUGAAGCCAUAGUCCAUAACAACCCUGACCGAAACCUCCACGAGGGGAUACUAUUCAACCUGUGCACUCUAUACGAGCUCGAGUCCUCACGGGCUCUACACAAGAAGCAGGCUCUACUUGAUCUUAUAAGCAAGCACAAGGGUGACGGCUUCCCUGUUGUGUGCUUGAAGAUGGCCUGAGUGGGUGACGGCUUCCCUGUUGUGUGCUUGAAGAUGGCCUGAGUGGGUGACAGCUUCCCUGUUGUGUGCUUGAAGAUGGCCCGAGUAUGUUAAUUAACCCUUUUCCACUAAGAUACAUAUUUUGACGCAUUUUUAGUCCCUUAAAAAGUUACAUUUAACUAAAGACCUUUCUUACUAGAUUCAAGUUUUUAAAUGCUUCAUAUCCAACCCUUAGAUACUGAUGAGUAGCAAACAGCAUAAAACCUGAACAGGCUGCAAGUUACUCACCGGCUGUUUGUACAUAGCCAUUUUCACUUUGUUUCUGAGUGGGAAAGGGUGAAAGGCAAUACUAGUGCAAGUGCUGAACAUUACUGGCUCAGUCAUUAGUUUAGUGCUCACUUAUUGAAUUAAAUCAUUAGAUCCAGUGUGGUGUUUUAAGUGCUUUAUAUUACUAUGGAUGUGACACCGAUUUCAAAAUCAAACCUUUUUUGUGCAAAUACGUUGAUACGCCAGAUAAACCGGACAGUGUUUGCAGAAACGUACAAAUAUUGGUGGUAAUUCAGUGCUGCUUAAUAAAGAAGCACUAUUCCAUUCAAAUAAACAGAACAUUUACAUUUAUCCCUUGUAUUAUUUAAUCAUUAAAUGAAUAUGUGAUAUUAUGUUUUACGAGUUUACCAUAAUUAUACUGUGGACCAAAUAUUUUGUUUGCUGUUCUGGGAUAUCACAGUUCACUGCAUCACUCUCUAUUUGCAGUACAAGAUCUCCAGCCAGAAAUAUCUAUAGUUUAUGUUCUAGUUAACUGUCAAAUUAUGAUGAUGAAAUUGAAAUAGUUCUGUAACAAUGCAUACUUUUGUAAAUCUAUUAGCAUUUAGGAUACAUUAGCAAAUAAAAAUGUGGAUAACUAAUAAUGAUAUGCAUUAUUACAUUUAAAGAUUGAGGUUCUUAACGAAAUCUACAGAUUGGACAGGCAGAAUCACAUAACAGACCUUGUAACAGAUAUAUACAG